Molecule: messenger RNA, 8382 nt
Organism: Osmerus eperlanus (European smelt)
Lineage: Eukaryota; Metazoa; Chordata; Actinopteri; Osmeriformes; Osmeridae
Gene: btbd7
Product: BTB (POZ) domain containing 7
Exons: 10
Coding region: 50-3334 (1094 amino acids)
Biological process (GO): morphogenesis of a branching epithelium
Molecular function (GO): protein binding
Source: RefSeq, a predicted model, not a curated record
AGGAGUGGCCUCAGUGGUCCGUGUGAAGAGGAAGUUGAAGCAGGAGAGGAUGGGUGUCAAUGCCUCCAGCUAUCCUCAUUCAUGCUCUCCUCGUUUUGGGGGCAAUUCACAGUCUCAGCAGACUUUCAUAGGGACGUCAUCCUACAGCCCACAGGGCUAUGGCGGCGAGGGAAAGCUGUACAGCCUGGAGCCGGGCUUGGACAAGCCCCAGGACAAGAAGAAGAAGAGCUCAGGCCUGGCCACACUCAAGAGGCGCUUUAUUAAGCGACGCAAGUCCAGUCGCUCCGCCGACCAUGCCCGCCAGAUGCGCGAGCUCCUGUCGGGCUGGGACGUGCGCGAUGCCAACGCCCUGGUCGAGGAGUACGAGGGCACCGCCGCCCUGAAGGAGUUGAGUCUCCAGGCUGGGCUGGCACGGGCCGAAGCCCGGACCUUGCAGCGAGAUCUGGCAUCGCUGUACCAGCACAAGUACUGUACCGAUGUCGACUUGAUCUUUCAGGAUUCUUGUUUCCCCGCGCACCGUGCCGUGUUAGCGGCCCGGUGCCCUUUCUUCAAGACUCUGCUGUCGUCUUCGCCAGGCUACGGGGCUGAGGUACUCCUGGAUGUGGGGACGGCGGGCAUGGACGCGUCCAUGUUUUCGGCGCUCCUGCACUACCUGUACACAGGCGAGCUGGGCCCGGAGGUGGACGCGCGUCUUCGCAACAUGGACGUGUUGGUGCGCCUAAGUGAAGAGUUUGGCACGCCCAACUCGCUGGAGGAGGACAUGAGGGGUCUCUGUGAACACAUGUGUUACUACGACUCCCUGCUCAGCUUCUCCUCCGACUCGGAGCUGGUUGAAACCUACGGCGCCGUGCCCAUUGUGGGGGGCCGUGCGGGAUUAGGGGGUGGAGUGGUCACUCCGGGCUCCGCGGACGAGGAACUCCGUGCUCACAAGGCUGUUCUCUCGGCCCGCUCGCCUUUCUUCCGGAACCUGCUUCAGCGGCGCAUUCGGGCCGGCGAGGAGAUCACGGAGCGAGCCCUGCACACGCCCACGCGCAUCAUCCUGGACGAGUCCAUCAUUCCGAAGAAGUACGCACGCGUCAUCCUGCACUGCAUGUACACGGACGUGGUGGAGCUGGGGCUGGUGCUGAGGGGCAGCCCCUCCGCGGGGAGCCUGGGGGAAGUGCAGGCCCUGGUGGCCGGGGCCAGGGGCAGCGGGACUCGGGCCGAGGAGGCCAUGGAACUCUACCACAUUGCCCUUUUCCUGGAGUUCAGCAUGCUUGCCCAAGGCUGUGAGGACAUCGUGGUGGAAAGCAUCUCUCUGGACACGGUGGUGGCCAUCUUGAAGUGGAGCUCGCAGCCCUACGGCUCCAAGUGGGUCCACCGGCAGGCCAUGCACUUCCUGUGCGAGGACUUCAGCCAGGUCAUGGUGUCAGACGUGCUGUAUGAGCUCAGCAAGGAGCCCCUCCUGUCCGCCAUACAGUCCGACUACCUGCAGGCCAGCGAGCAGGACAUCCUGAAGUACGUGGUCAAGUGGGGCGAGCACCAGCUCAUUAAGAGGAUGGCAGACCGAGAGCCCAACCUUUUGAGCGGCACUGCUCACAGCGUCAACAAGAGGGGUGUGAAGAGGAGGGAUUUGGACCUGGAAGAGCUGAAGGACAUCCUGUCUCCACUGCUGCCUCACGUCCGCAUCGAGCACAUCCUGCCCCCCAGCAGCGAGGUCCUCUCGGACACGAUGAAGAGGGGUCUGAUCAGCACCCCUCCCUCCGACAUGCUCCCCACGGCCGAGGGGGGAAAGGGCAACGCCUGGCUCCGGCAGAAGAGCGCCGGCAUCUACGUGCGCCCCCGCCUCUUCUCGCCCUACGUGGACGAGGCCAAGUCGGUGCUGGAUGAGAUUAUGGUGGAGCAGACCGACCUGGUGCGCCUGCGCAUGGUGCGCAUGUCCAACGUCCCCGACACCCUCUACAUGGUGAACAACGCUGUGCCCCAGUGCUGUCACAUGAUCAACCACCAACAAAUGGCCGGCAGCCAGUCGGCCCCGCCCUCCGUGGUGGCCAAUGAGAUCCCAGUGCCUAGGCUGGCGGUGGUGAAGGAGAUGAUCCGGAGGCUGCAGGACCUGCGCCACACAGACCAGGUGCAGCGGGCGUACGCCCUCAACUGCGGCGAGGGCGCCACAGUGAGCUACGAGCUGCAGAUCCGCGUGCUGCGGGAGUUCGGCCUGCCCGACGCCGCCGCCGAGCUGCUGCAGAACCCUCACAAGUUCUUCCCCGAGGAGCGCUUCGGAGACGAGAGCCCCGUCCUGGCCCUGCGCCAGUCGGGCCGUUGCCGGGUCAACAGCAGCCCGGCGGUGGAGAGUAUGUUCACCGACCUGGAGGCUAUGGCUGCCUUCCACCCUCCCCUCCCUCCUCCGCCGCCGCCCUACCACCCCCCGGCCACGCCCAGCCACGCCCAGCUGAAGGCGGGCUGGCGGCCCCGCAUCCCCUCCCAGCCCCCGUCGCGCUCCUUCUCCUACCCCUGCAACCACAGCCUCCUCCACCGCCAGCCCUCCGCCUCCUCCAAGCACGGCAGCCCCGCCUACCUGCCGCCCGGGGUGAAGGUCCUGCCGCCGGACUGCACCAACCCCCAGGGCGGGGGGGGACGUGCGCCGCACCUGGACAAACAAGGGAACAUAGAACCCGUCAUCAACGAGUUCAUGCCAGACAUCGCCAUGGGGGUGUCGGCCAUGACCCUGAAGGAGCGCCGUCCCCCGGAGGUCAGCAUGGAUGUGGAGCCUCACGAGCCCCACCCCUCCCACCUGUCCGCCGCCCCGGCCCCGCCAGCGCCCCACUGCCACGCGGCCCGCCACCCUCACGCCUCCCGCAAGCGCCACGCCGCCGAGCCCAAGCCAGAAGUCCAGCCGGAGUACCCCGACCUGUACGAGUUCUCCGGCCGCCACACCGGCUCCUACCCCGGCCCCGACCUCUACAGCCACAGCAGGGCGCCCCCCGGGGGUCCCGGCCCCCCGCCGUCCUACCCCUCGGACCCCCAGCAGCACCCCUGCCGGCCGGCCGCCCCCGCUGGGGACCCCCUCCGCCUGGACGUCCUGGAGCAGCCCCCCCAGAGGCUGGACUUGGCUCUGGCCACGCAGGGUGGAGGGGCGCAGGCCGGGGCGGCCGCACACGGGCCGAGGGGGCGCCCCGGGACGGAGACAGACCUGACUUGUGGACUGGGGCCGUCCCGGCACGUGGAGGCGUACGAGGAGUGGGCCCCGGCACGCCGGGCCGGAGCAGAGACGAAGGGUGGCGAAGACUCGAUGGGGACCAGAGACCGUAGGUCGCCCAGCAAACCAGACUACCCUUACAGGAAGUCUGCACUCUGACCUCUGGCCUUGACCCCCGCCCCCCCCCCUCCCACCACAAGUCUGAGAUGAGCUAGAACUAUAAACAGACUGGUAUACAGACAAACUAUCCAGACAACCUAAAGACAACUGCAUCCGGUGAUGGGCAGUGUAGUCUUGGGUGGUGGUGAGGCGUUCUUUCCAUUCUCUCCCUCCGUUCACUCUCAUGCACAGGUCAGGGGAACGGCUCCGAACACGGGGGGGGGGGGGGGGGGGUCAAGCCCCUUCCACGGGAGGUCAGUGUGCCGCACCAGCGAGGUGCAGCAAGUCACAGUGCCUUCAGCAUAAGCACCACAGCCCCGGACACAGCAGGGGGGGAAGGCUUUGAUUUGGUUGCUCUGUCUCCUCUUCCCCACUCCUCGGCCUUGCCAGACUCCCCAUCUCUCCCCAAUUUGCCCGACGAUGAAGCAGCUGUUCUCCAAUCACCUUCCAUUCCCCCUGUGCUGGUGUACGUUAGAAAGAAAUAGAAAAUCACCCCCACACAUUUUUUUUCUUUUCUCCCUCUCCUGGUUUUGCAGUAAUAGCCCUUGUAAUACUCUGCAGUCACAAGCUGUAUGUCAGUAUGGGCAAUUUAAGAAAAUUGGUAAUCUUCCCACUGGGCACAGUACCGGUCAGGCCACGCUCCAGGAAUACUAAUUAGAGUGAAGCAUUAUUAGAGGAAACAAUGAAGGCUCUGCUUUUAGUUUUUUUGGGGGGGCCUGAUGUUUCUCAGCCUUUCGCCUCCACUCCAAACUGCUACAGGCUCUUUGGAGGGGGUUUGACCUUUGCUGCUGUUAAAGGGGUCAAGACGGUACGGUUCUGUUUUUCUCCUUACACGGUUGGCAUUUUAAACCAGCCUGCUAGUAUUUCACCAUCCGUGAAUUAAGUGUGUGUCAUUCAUGCAUUCACCCCCCCCCCCCCCCCCGUUCUUGUGUGUCCUAGUAGCUCUAACCAGUCCUUACAUCGGAUCUCACUGAAUGUCCAUGUUGGAGCGGAGUAUUUACGAUGUCCUCUGGUGGAUUUCUGUAUUUCUUGGCGAGUUUUGGUCCAAGGUUAUGUCUGCAGCGUUUUGCUCCUUCGUAGCCCAUAGACUCGACACCCCGUCGCAGGCUGUGAAGAACGAUGCUCCCCUCAGUGAGACCUGGCUCCCCUCAGGUAGACAGAGCUCAGCCAAACCAAACCCAGAUCCCCGCACCUCCUCAGAGGCGAUCCGAGCCGGAGGACGCCGUCGGCCCCAUGAACCGACACCGCGGGUGUCGAGAGGGGCGACACCCUGCGCCCUUCCUUACAUUGCUUCACCCCACAACUAAGAUUACUACGAUGUCAGAGGGGCGGGCAAGUAAGACGAGGUUGUUUUUUGGGUUUGUUUUUUACCAUCCUCCGAACGGAACCAUUCAAAAACCAGCAUAGCAUAAAAACAAAACAAAAAAGUGCAUACCCAUCGAUUUAAGAGUACUGACAAGUUCAUCGAUUUAAGAGCACUGACAAGUUCAUCGAUUUAAGAGCACUGACAAGUUCACAUUUUCUCCAUAUGUUGCUACUACCAUUGUCCCCCCCGUCCCCCGUCCCCCCCACUGUGUCAAAAGACUCCGAACUCGAACUGUUAUGAUCUCUCACACCCAGAGCGGUGUUGUCGUGUCGUGCACCUGUAUUACUACCGUUCAGCCUCCCAGAGGCUCAUCCAAAUGGCCUGAUUUUUGAUGUAUUUUCUUGAAAUGCAAUGCUUUUUUUUUUUCGGUUGACGGCAGCGGCCCGCUUUUUCGUUUUCAUCCUUCGUUUCUGUUUGGGUUUUUUCACGACUGCAGCGAUGUUUCCGUCUAGCUCGGGGCGUGGUCUCUGGGUCCUCGUUGUUUGCCGAUGGAGUGGGGCUCUGGUUCCAUCCUGAAGGCCUUGCUGCAUCCAUCUGUGAGGCCGGCGAUGGAAAAUGGAAACUCUCGAGCAAAGUCGGAGCAUGUCAGGGCAGGAGUUUUUGGAUGCAGGGCGGCAUCGUGCGUUUCAAAGUCUUCCAGAUAUCCAGGCGGAAGGGAACAUAUUGGUGUCAAGAUGUGAAGGCGAUGAGCGUGUCGAUUUGAAGCCAGUCUCAGCUGGCAGAGAGGAGUUAUUAAUAGCCAUGCUCCAUUAUUUAUGAUUACAUCCAAAUUCAAUUUCUGCUGUGUCGAAUAAUUUCUUUUUUUUCUUCUUCUUCUUCACGCAUGCUCUGAAGGAUAUUUUGAGUCAAGUUGGUCUGAAGUCAAAAGUGCUUGGCAACUAGUUGGGCCUACAGUAGUCCACAUAAGCUAUUCCUGAGUCUAACAGAGAGAGCUUAUCCGACCCAUCAUGGCAACCCUUUUGUGAUUUGAUCAGUGUUUGGUGGACUUGACUCUGGUCCCUGGCUACACUGUGUCUACCUCUUUCCUGUCUCCCCGACCUUCUACUACCCUCAUUUAAGUAAUAUUUCAAACCCUUACUAUAUUUUCUACCAACUGUUCCCUAAUGGAAAUCGCUGGAACUCUGAUAUAUGCACAUCUGAUGCUGGUACUGCUGCUCUGCUAAGCUUCUCUCAGAUCCUAACAUCCACAGAAACGGUUACGGGCUUUCACACUAAUCAUUUCGACCGCCCGUGGACGAGUCAUCUCCUUUGCUGCUGCUCUCUAGCGUGAAAAAGGGACGUGUGUGUGUGUGCGUGCGUACACGUGGAACUGUUCACGUCUCAGUGCAUGUGGGUGUGUGGUGGUGGUGUGGGACGAUGGGUCCUUUGCCAAGAAGUGAAGCUCAACAAUUCCUAGAGGCCUAAACCAUUAAGGACACUAUAGUAGGGAGGUCUUCUUCAUUUUGUCCGAUGAUCUGUCAGGAUUAAAGAAAAGGAAAGAUCAUUGCAUUUGGUUGGUGGUUGCCUAAAACUGUAAAAGGUGUAAUACACUUAACAUCAGUACUUGUUUUGCUAUGGGACGGCUGGACAACUAGGGGGGUGGUUGGUCACAUUGACAUCCAGUCAUAACACUAUCCAAUGCUACGAGACUACUCAUUGUCAUGUGACCGUCCCCUAAGAGACGAGGGUAGGAGAACCAGUGUGUGUCAGCAGCAGCCCAUCCCCUGGCAACCCACAGGGCCCUGUCUCCAGAGGCCGCCACCCCCGGGGCCACGCCCCCUCCCCUCCUCCUGUAGCCCUCUUGGCAGUUCAGUGGUCAGCCCCUCCCCCACGGCCAAGCAGAGUGCCAAGCCCCUCGCGGGAGUGCCGUGGGUCUGCUCACCGGAGCGUGCAGGGGAAGAGCCGGGAGAGAGACCCCGAAAUAGCCACUCCCACCUCCCCCCACCCCCGUUAGGGUCCCUGAGGCGUCUCGGUGUCAGAGCACGGAGGUCAGAGAGAGGAGGGGGUCAGGCAGGGGAUGGAUGGAGAUGCGGCCGCUAGUAUGGGACUGCAGACACGAGACGCUGUCAACACUUUUCCAUUACAGAAAUCCCUCCCCACCCACCCAGCAGGAGAAGGGAUCGAAGCGAUACCAAAUCUAAUCACACGUGGCCCUCCCCCACCACAGGCUCAGAUAAGGGAAUCUCCCCCCCAAAUCCCCCCCCGAGGAGGUGUCGAAAUACCGCUGUUUCAGUCCGUGCUCUUUUUCAGGAGCUUGGCUUUUUUUGAAGGGAACCGUUUGCAUCCCGGGAGCCAGGAUUGUUGCUCCCCUCGUCCGUUGUCCCGUUUGAACCCGUAGCCCUGUAAGGACGAACAAAGCUAUAGUGGCGUGUUGAAUGCAUCGCUUGUAAGGUGUGAGUGGGUUUUACUCAGAAUACUCCCUGACCGAGCUCAUUUCAGACCCCUGUACUCCGUCUGUGGUCUGGAAGUACAAAGCUUUUGCUGGACAACGAUCCGACUUUUUGAAGAAUGCUUCAAAAAAAAUUUGGGGGGGGGCGUUUGCAGUUUAGGCCACAGAUUCGAGUUAGGAGCAUGAAGACCAGCCUUUGCAGUAUGUCUUAAGCUGUAGCGACUUUUGUUUAGGUUUUCAUGCCACAGAUGAAUUCAUUCCUUUGUUCUGUAGCAUUUGAGCUUUUGACUACGACAGUUAAGCAACGUCGCGAUGAAAGACGGAAGAUCUCGACCCCAGCUCGAGAGCGACGAUCGCGGUUUUCAAAUACUGUUUGAGAGUCUAAAAUGUUCAUUUGUUGAUUCAUAUGCUGUUGAUGUUAGACGAUAUUAAAAGACUGAGGGUCUUACCUUGCACUUAAGUACACACACCCCCUCCCGUUAUUGUAUGUUCUGCUCAGUAUUUGUUAUCCUCACGAUGGAGAGGUGCCCUUCACUUGUUUGAGCUGGACACCCGUGACAUACCCGCCUACAUAUUCUCUGAAGAUAUAUAUUUUUUCAAGUACUCAUUUGCUGGUAAGCUCUCAAAGGUCGUCAACCAAUGUUUUGCCUCAAACGAUGCACUCACUAAUAUCCUUAGGUUGUCCCAGGAACCAGCAGUUGUAGCUGGGCACGGUUGAAGGGUAGGUCGGUCGGUCGGUCGGUCGGAGGCGAAGGGAGGAAGUUAACUUAUUUUUCUUCUUUCAUGAACAUCCUCUUUCAGGGGUGUACGGGGAGGGUUCUUUUGGUUCAAGACUGUUUUGUUGUGUCCUCUUCCUGUUUUAAACCCCCCACCCCCCCACCCAUGGAUGGAGACGAAAGAGUGCCUUCUCUGCCAGUGGCCGGGUACCCUCCUUACCUGCGUCUUAUGCAAACCUUUUUCUACCUGCCCACGCAAUCCAGUCUCUUUGUAAUAGUGUAGCCAAUGCAUCGUGUACAUAGUGAUUUUCAAAGAGUAUUUUUUUGGUUUUAUUUUAGGUACCUUUGUCUCUGAAAAAGUAUUGGUUUGUUGUACAUAGACAGUUUUUCUAUAUAUAAAACAAAUAUGCCCCAUAUAUUUGUUGUAUAUAUAUAUAUAGAGAGAGAGAGAGAAAGGAUAAUACGCAUUCUCGUAGCUACUUGUAAGGAAUUGUGGAAAUUCUAUUUUUCUACUCUUCUCGAUAAAGAGUGUGAAAGUGGUGAGCUCAAAUCUGCAUUUUAGGUGACUGAUAAAAUAAACAGCUUUGAUAGAAAUUAA